This is a messenger RNA of Paramuricea clavata, 7087 nucleotides long. The record is from the annotation of a GenBank genome assembly. NCBI's taxonomy places the organism in Eukaryota, Metazoa, Cnidaria, Anthozoa, Malacalcyonacea, Plexauridae.
AUGAUUCACGAGUGCACCAGUGGUAAAGUAUGGCAUAAACAAGAUGAUACUUUUUUCAUACCGAAAGGUAAUAUACUAUAUGUCCACACUCGUAAAUAUUUCAUCCUAUAUGUAAUAGAACGAUCCAUUUUACAAACUACAAGACUGUUUGAAGAGUAGAGCAUGCUGGUAAUUUUGUAAAGCAUGUUCGUUCUUCAUGGCGUCAACUUGCAACAGCCGCGAGUGUUCGUAUCCUCUCCUCCGCAGAAGCGUUUCAGUUUAAAAUGUGAGGCAUCCGAGUAAGUGGACUGAGACACAGGCUAGGGAAUAAAACCGUAAAACCGUAAACGCUUCUGCGGAGGAGAGAGUGCGGUUUUGGAUCCAAUCUCGUUCCCCGAGCUCGCAAUGAUUCCUUGGGAAAGGAAUCGCGGACUCGGGGAACAAGGAGUACGUUUUACUUUGUCUUUCUUGUCAAAGUACUUUCUAUCAGUGGAAAUUGUUGUAUAUGACUAAAAAAAUAAGGCAUCCAGCAAAACAGCCGUUGCCAUGCAGACUAAAUUCGGCAACGUUGGCAAUUUAAACUAAAUGCUAUUUUUUCAGAGUGACAUUUUAAAUGUUUAAUUUUUUUGUUUAGCAAUCUUUAACAUUUAUUUCAAAUCUCCAUUGAUCAACCGUAAUGCUAAAAAGUAAGUUGUAAAUACAAAUCAGAUUUAAACACAGAACAUAUAUAUAUAUAUAUAUAUAUAUAUAUAUAUAUAUAUAUAUAUAUAUAUAUAUAUAUAUAUAUAUAUAUAUAUAUAUAUAUAUAUAUAUAUAUAUAUAUAUAUAUAUAUAUGCUAUUUGUGAAUUGUGUUUCAUCAUAAUUCGUAGCAUCCUCAGCAUCAAGGACAAGGUAAAUAAGUUGCAAUCAGAGGCGUAAAAUUAGCUAUAAUCGACUAGCAUGACUACCAUUUUUAAGCCAUUAUUUGCGUUGAAAGUGAUCAAUUCCCUUGUAUAUAUACUUUCCCAACCAGGAUAACUUGCACCAUACAAAACUAUAAAAGCUGGAAGGUUAGAUCAGAUUAGAAACUUUAUUUAACGAGGGUAAUGACACAUGGUUACUCAGUAGUUCUCAUAAUGGCCCUGCUAUAGAAAUAGAAUACUAAUUAAAUAUUAUACCGAAUAUUGACAGACAAAAAUGUUGGAGCGUUUGAUUCUGCUGCAGACGUUUCCCAUUUACAUGCAGCUUUACUAAAGUUGGAAUGAGAAGUAAUAUUCCUGAAAGAUAUAUCAAGUUUGUUCCAUUGGCAACAUGCACUGGAAUGAAAUGUCCUGAGUCAGUUGAGCCCUGAGAUUCCUGUCCUUUGUUAUCACCCCCGAUGUAUUCCGGUUCGUUCGUUAAUAUAUUUCAGUUUUCAAUCCACUGCCACUGGACUGCUGUGGAUACAUGCAUGGACACCCAAUACGUAAAGUUUCUGCAACAAAUUCCAAGAAAUUCAGAAAACAAAGACAUUUUCACCAUGUUAAAUAGCAAAAGAUAAUAUUUUUUUAAUUAAGUUAUAUAUUCAUUUUAAUAAAUCGCGGAGUGUAAGUCCCCAUGCAGUUGCAGGAACAAAUGCAACCGAUCUUGUGUUGAUUUCCAUCGAACAGUAGAUUCAUGGUGUUCAUCCUACAGCUACACCAUCGCCGCCAUGUUAGAUCAUUACUCAUUCGAAUCUCUUCCAACAUGGUGAUUAUCUCUUUGUUGUCGAUUCCAGCUGGAAUAGGCAAUUAUUAUUUCAUCCAUGCAGUAAAUACAAUUCGUAGCAAGUAUAUGCCAUGCAUGUAUGCCAUGUAAUUUGAAAGUACAGACUUAAUUAUGCAAUUUCUGUUCAAAAAUAAUUUUUAUUGUAUUCAAACUUUAGAAAAAGUUUGUGCCAUCACGUCCCACCAUUUUCUACCUCUGACCCUUUUAAAAUGAUUGUAAACCAACCUAACUGACACUACACACAUUGACCGAAUUAUUACUUUACUGGCUUUCAUUUAAGUCCAUCUAUGAAAGAUUGUAGUGAAAUACUGAACCACGAAUUUAACUAUUUCCAUAUUUUCUAAUAAAUCUGCCCGAAUUUUCUUGAUUUUUGCUGGUAUUUUUACCGAAUUCCACUGUUUUAUGAAGUUGUUUUUUUGGGGGGAGGGCAUGCAGUUGCCCCCAGUCUCACGUGCGCCUAUGCCACAUUCUUUCGGUUAGGAGUCAUACUGUAUUAGUCCAUUAUUAUUACAAAUGGGGACCGGAGUAUGCAGAGAAAACCAGCCGUAUAUUAGUUAGAAUCACCAACUGGAAUUAUUCUUUCAACAUGCGACAAAAGCGAAAUCGUAAUCAGGCAAUAGACAAUUCCCAUUAUAGACUAAUUUUAAAAUUAGGCAAGGAAACUCAAAUAAAUCACCACAGCUAGAAAGAGCAUACGAAAAUUAGUAAAAUUACAAAGUUUGGUUGCGAAAUGUUGUAAAAUGUGGAAAAUAUAGCCUUGCAAAGUUCGCAAAUUUUGUAUACUUUUGUAUUGCUUGCGGGAAUUCCUACCACAUUCCUACCACAUUUAGGCCGAAAAUGUCGCACGCAAUACAAAAGUAUACAAAAUUUGCAAACUUUGCAAGGCCAUAUUUUCCAAAUUUUACAACAUUUCGCAACCAAAUUUUGUAAUUUUACUAAUUUUAGUAUGCUCUUUCUACCUGUGGUGAUUUAUUUGCAUCUCCUUGCCUAGUUUUAAAAUUAGUCUAUAAUGGGAAUUGUCUAUUCAUGCAUAUCUGGUAUACGGCUACAUGAAUUGACUCCUAUGGCUAUGCUCAUAAUGAUGCAGUACUUGCAGUCACCAUACCUUAUUCACGAAAGUGAUUAUAUAAUCACUUAUACAUUUAGAUCUCGUUCACUUAGAUCUUCUCAUUUUUGUUUUUAUCUAUAGUAUGGUACUUGCAGAAAUAUUUGCUUUGUUACUUGACUUUGAUCUUAAAGAUGUUGCUUAUGCAGCUGAUGUGGCUGAAUUAAGGUAGAGUCUGGCCUAUAUAGAUCGAGUGCCAUGUAUUAAUGAUGCAUGUUUAAUAUAUUUUUUAAAUAGUAUCAUCUCUAAGAGUAAAUUACCAGAAGAGCUAAAGACCAUAAAGCUACUGUAGGGUUACUUAUCUUGACCCAGCUUAUAGCACAUUAACUCACACACAAGAUGUUUAAAAGUUGCAUUUUCGAAACACGAAAUUGAAAUACCUUCCAUUACAGUAUUCCAGCGCUAUUCCUGCAUGUAAAUAUACUGUAUAAUUUCAAUAUCUAUAUUAGCCUAGAGCCAUGCCUUUACUCGGCUGGCUUUGGCAGCUAGGUUUGGUCAAUUUUAGGCUAGCAUUUAGCAAGUAUGACGUCACAAGCGAAACGAAAGAAGUGUCGCUUAGGUCCCAGUCUUCUCAUGUGUAAAAGCGCUGAAUAUUAAAAAUAGAAAUAGAAGACGUAGGUCUAAUCUGAAUAUAUAUAUGUACAUUUUAAAAUAUUUAUUAUAAAUAGUGGAUAGUGCUAUAAAAUAAAAUCUUCUUUGCAAACUCGAUAUUUUUAGUUACUGCAUUACAGUUUGUCAAACUGGCAUUAUAAUGAACUUUUGUGGAUUUAGCGACAAAUUGCAAGUAAGUGUAUAAAAUGUCAAGUAUUAAAAUGUAAAGAAAAUUAGCGUAUAAAGCAGUAGAGGGCGACUGCAUACCUCCGCCAGAGUAGAGAAUUAGGUUAUGUAUCAUGCAUAAAUUAGACUAUGGGCUAAUUACUGUACACAAACGUUUGCUAUUAUUACGUUUGAUUUUUUUUAAAAUUAUGAUAAUCAUGAUGACAGACAAACACAUACACACAAACACAUACACACGGCGGAGGAUUUUUUUAUCUUUAUGUGGGCCAAAAUUGCUCAAUAUAAUCACAAACAAGUCUCCGCGUUAUAGGAGCCGUUGUUCACCUGUGUGGCAGACGGUCUACCCGCGGCGGAACACCCAAAAGGCGGGCGAGGCGAGAAUGUGUUGAAUAAGUACGGCAAAAAUACUCUGUAAUAGCCAUUAAAAUUAAUAUAACUGGAACGCUACCUUCAGAUAAACUUCCUAUCUUUUUCUUGAAGCCAAAUCUGACCCUCAGACACCUGUGUCUGGGGGUCAAAACACGCGUGUUUGUAUCAUGAUUGACUGAUUGAGAGCGCUCUUCCCAUGCGUGAGAAGACUGGAACUGGCCUUCAAGUUUGGCUUCAAGUUUCCAGUUGGAGGUAGCGUUCCAGUAUAUAUUCAUUUCAUUGGUAAUAGCAAAAGAAAGCUUUUGUUGAAUACAAACUAAUAGCAUCGUCGUUCUUUAUGCCCAGUAUAUUAAUUACUUCCCUAAUAAUGCGAUUUCAGGAUUUGGAACUACGUAUUGCCGUGGACGCUUCGUCUCGCCUGAAAAAACGUGUCAUGUUUUUGUAUCAAAACAUUCAGGAAUGCGGCUACAUUCCUAAGCCUAUUGCUGUUAAAUGUGGAACUAUUUUUUUUAUCGACAUUAAUGACCACGACACUCUCACUUUUUAGCCACGCCAACGUAAGAGACACCACGACGUUAGGAAUGUGGUCGCAUUCCUGCAUAUUUUGACGCGAGAACAUCGCACGUUUGCGUGGAAGGAUGCGCGCGGUUUUGUUAAUACUGGUUUGUUAUGUGCAAUAUUAGAAAGCAGCAUGUGACUUCAUGUAAGUUUGGACGUAACAUUUUAAUUUAAAGGGUAGGUAUAUUCCAUAUAAAUUCAUCUUAAGAGGCGGAACCCCAUAUUCGUGAUGAGAACAACCAGGAGCCUGGGGCGGUUGUAGAAAACUCUAACUACUUUCUAUAACUACCUGUUUCGUAGUUUAUUAAAUUGUACAGUAGUUAACUCUAAAAUGCACGAUUCUGAUUGGUUAACUUUUCCACUUACUAUAUAGUUAACUUUAAGGAUUCCCUGGCAGUAAGUCAGAUAGCCCCUCUGUGUCCGUUUUCCUGAUCCACGGUAACGUUGAAUGCUUCUUUCUUUGCAAACAAUUCUUCUGACCGGUUUUUAAAUGUAUUAAAUUAAAGCGAAAUAAAUUCUAGUAUCGAAAUACAUUCAAGUAUAAAUUGGUGUUUAUUUAUAUAGAUGCUGUUUCAGAAGGUAAUUGAACACAUGAAUACUUUUGAAGUUAAAGAAACUCAGUUUAAUAUGGUUAAGGUGAGUAAAGUGAGCUGCAUAUAUACACUGGAGUAAGAACUCGAGUCCAAAAAGUGAAGUAAAAGAUGGCGAAAAUUGCGUCCAGCGCCAGUCCCUUUCUAUUGUUUUUAUCCUGUCUCCUCCACAGUCUGCUGCAACAUGGGAAGGUCACACCCGAAUUCUGCAUACGGGCCCGCGGAAUCAUGUGCAAAAUAAAUUAUUUUUUCCAUUAAAUAUCCAGUAAUACAUUUUAAUAAUUAACUAGCGAUCAUUUUAACCAAUCACAAUAGAGCUUUUGGUAAAAUCGCGUCUGAUUGGUCAUUUUUCCUUAGCAACGCGUAGUAACCAUGAAAAUUGGUUACUGGCGUAAGCAAUAAUAUAUAACGCCAUUUUGUUUACAAGAUUCAGCAGCCUCUCUAGAAAUUGUGACAUUCCCAUGAGGCAUGCACGAGGGCCAGUGGAGGAGGCUGGUUUUUGUUUGCGCGGUUAAUAUGAAGUUGCGAGAAGUGUGCCAAAAUUUCGUGUUUUGACUUCGAUUUAAGGUGGCUCCCUACAGCUAGAACAGUUUUUUUAAAACACGAUUUACAUAUAUAUAUAUAUCCUUUAUACAUUGAUAUACAUAUAGAUUCCUUCAUGAACCAUAAAUCUUUAAAAAAAGUCCAGAAAAAUUUACUGAAGGAGAAUAAAGAUUUUAUCAAUUUAUUGUGAAAUUAGACACUAAAAGUGCAAACGAUUAAACGUCAUGGUACUAACACUGUUUUCAUUUGUUCAUAAAUGGACAGUACACAGCUUUUGAACUUUCCUGGAAAUGAUCAUAUUGCCCUGUCUUAAGGUGGCUCCCUACACUUUUUUAAAUUAAAUGCUACUCCUAACAGCCUUUGCUGUGGCAACAAUGACGUCACAACAUGGCGGAUAUUUUAUGUUUAAAGUAACUCGAAAAAAACUUUGGUGACCCCAUUUUUUAUUUCAUAAAAUGAUUUCUAUUGGUAUUUUGAAUUAUUUUCAUGAUUUAAAAAAAAUUAUGUUAUGCCGAAAUUUUUCAAGAUGUGAAAAUGUGAAAAUUCGUAAUAAAUUUUUUUUGCCAUAUUAGAGUUUUUAAGAUAACGAAAAUAGUUUAAAAUUCUAAAAGAAAUCAUUUUAUGAAAUAAAAAAUGGGGGUUCCCGAAGUUUUUUUCGAGUUAAAUUACUUUAAGCAUAAAAUAUCCGACAUGUUGUAACGUCAUUGUUGCCAUAGCAACGGCAGUUAGGAGUACUUUUUUAAAAUUCCGAACUCCUUAGUUAUUGUGUUAUACAAGUCAGAUACUCUUUGUUUUUAAAUAAAUAAUAAUUCUCCAGAAAUUCAUAUCCGAAUCGGCAGAAAAUCUUUAAUGUUUAAAAAAGUGUAGCGAGUCACCUUAACUCUUAAGUGUAUUCAAUAUAAAUUUGGUUGAAAGCGAACGUUACCCAAAACACCUAACAUUUUAGAUUUUAGACUAUAUGGAUUUACGAACAUGAAACUUGAUUAGAAACUGCAUAUUGCAAAAACUGAUGGCCUAUGCAAGUGCUACUGCGAUACUUGCAACAGCGGCUAAACAAGAUGAACAUGCAACAUGUAUAUACUCUUGUGAAGAUGGAAAUUUUAGGAUAUAAAUAAUAAACCAAAAGCCGGAAAUGAAAGCAUCUCUAAAACCCAUAAUGAUGAUAUUUAAUCUGUGGUUUGCAACUAAUCCCCAGGGAUUCAUUGAAGAGAUUUUCGGCAUGUUGGAUAAAAUUAGGAUUACAAACAAAAAAUUCCUUUGUCAAAUUUAGCCACUCAUAUACUAGAUGUUUGAGCGUUAUUUUCGUUCCCAGCAACUUGCAGCGCAUUAAGGAUGUGUUGACAUACAUUGUGCAUAAUAAUGAUUGUUGUUAUUGUAUAGGAGCAAGCAACGAGGGCUUAUUACAAUCGUAUUAUUAAACCUGAAAAACUUGUUCGGUAA